AUGGCGAUGGUCUCCGGAGCCAAGAGGAGGAGAGGACUGGAGGAAGAAGAGGAAGAGGAAGAUGAAGAUGAAGAGCGCCUCGACCGCAUCAGCCGCCUCCCUGACGGCGUUCUCGGCGACAUCGUCGCCCUCCUCCCGACCAACGACGGCGCCCGCACGCAGGUGCUGUCCUCCCGCUGGCGCCACAUCUGGCGCUCCGCUCCUCUCAACAUCGAUCUGGACAUCAAUCCCGAUUACCCCCUCGGCGCCAACAACGUCACCGAAAUCGUAAUCUCGCGCAUUCUCUCCGCGCAUCAAGGCCCCUGCCGCCGCUUCUCCAUCCCGGAGCACUACCUCCACUACAGGGGCCUCCCCGUCACAAGCCUGGACGGCUGGCUCGAGUCCCCCGCCCUCGACAGACUCCAAGAGCUCGAGUUCCACUACGGCCGUCCUUGUUUGUCGAAGUUAGCGCUGCCGCUGCCGCCGCCUCCUGCAUCUGUACACCGCUUCUCGUCAACGCUUCGCGCUGUCAGCUUCGGGGGCUGCAGUUUUACAGAUGGAAACAAUGCCAGCGGUCUCCACUUUCCGGUUCUCAAUCAGUUGAGCCUUUCGGAUGUCAGAUUCUCGGAAAGUUCUCUACGUGCCUUGCUAUCUGCCUGCCCUGUCCUGCAGAGCUUGCUGCUAAUGGGCUCCAUUGGCUUCCCUCGCGUCCAAAUUGCGUCCCAAACCCUCCGAAGCAUCGGCGUGCGAUCUAGUUGUGGACCCAUGAAUCUGCAACUGCAACAUCUCAUCAUCGAGGAUGCCCCCUGUCUAGAAAGGUUACUUUGUUUUGAUUGCUUUUGCAAGGGAAUCACCAUAUCGGUUAUCUCGGCGCCAAAAUUGCUUGUUUUGGGGCCACUAUCUGAUCAAAGCCCCAGACUCGAGCUUGGCACCACAGUUAUUCAGGGAUCAGGCCUUGUUAGCUUGAAGAUGGUGAUGCACAGUGUGAAGGUCUUAUCAUUAUCAGAGGGGCGUCUUAGUUUGGAUGUGGUUAUUGGAUACAUGAAAUGUUUUCCCUACUUGGAGAGGUUGUACAUCCAGACAAAAAUGGCAGGGGAGAAAAAUGUGUGGUGUCGUAAGUACAGGAAUCUUAUUGGCACUCUUGAUAUUCGUCUAAAGAAAAUUGUGUUGGCAGGCUAUCGAGGCAACACGUCACAUGUUAACUUUGCCAAGUUCUUUGUUUUGAAUGCGAGAAUGCUAGAGUCCAUGAGGCUUGAGUUAUGUAUUGCAAAGCCCAGUCCCAGCAAUGCAUGGAUUGACAAACAAUAUAGACUACUUCAGACAAAAAAUAAGGCUUCAAGGGAUAUGCAGCUUGAUUUUGCGUCUGAUUAUGGCCUCCGUCUGACGUGUUCCUUUUUUCGCCCUGAGCAAGUACACGAUUUGUCAACAGCUGACCCCUUUCCGUGA
Molecule: messenger RNA, 1425 nt
Organism: Miscanthus lutarioriparius
Lineage: Eukaryota; Viridiplantae; Streptophyta; Magnoliopsida; Poales; Poaceae
Source: the annotation of a GenBank genome assembly